AUGGGUUCGCUCAGCCCCUGCGCAAACCGCAAACCUCUCCACGAGGUGAUGCCCCCCUUGGUCCUGGGCACCGCAACCUUCAACUCGCAAUACGUCUCUGACCCCCUCAAUCCCGAAGUCCUGCCUGCGGUAUCCAUUGUGUCGCGCACGCUGGAGCUCGGCAUCAAUGCCUUCGACACCUCACCGUACUACGGACCCUCCGAGACGAUCCUCGGUGAUGCGCUGGCACAUCCGUCUAAUGCCCAGUACCCACGAUCUUCCUACUUUCUCGUGACCAAGGCCGGUCGUAUUGCUGGCAACGAGUUUGACUAUAGCCCGUCAUGGGUACGGUACUCGGUCUACCGAAGCCUGGAGCGGUUGCAUACCACAUACUUGGACCUGGUGUACAUGCACGAUGUAGAGUUCGUGUCGCCUGACGAGGUCUUGGAAGCUGUUGGCGAACUUCGACGUUUGCGGGAUGAAGGCGUCAUACGAUAUGUUGGGAUCAGCGGGUACCCGGUGGAUCAACUUUGCGCUCUUGCAGAGAUGCUUCUCGAGAAGACUGGGGAGCCACUCGACGCUGUUCUUAGCUACAGUCACUUCACCAUCCAGAAUACGACCUUGGGCACGUCGGCUGUUCAGCGCUUCACGCAGGCUGGAGUAGACGUGGUACUGAACGCAAGCAUGUUGGGCAUGGGCCUUCUUACAACCCGGGGCGCCGAUGCUGGACCCAUGGCCGUUUGGCAUCCUAGCCCGUCCGGCCUACGCGGUGCGAUCAAGGAUCUCGUAUCGGUAGCACAGGCUGCCGACGAGAAGCUCGAGGUGGUGGCUAUACGCUGGGCGCUGGACACCUGGGCUCGUGAUGGCUCGACCCGCGGGGUCUCCUCGUCCUGGUUGCCGGAGGGAACCAGAGUUGGUGUGAGCGUCAUGGGGGUCGCCAACGUCGCCGAGCUGGAGGAGACAUGGCGCGUAUUCCGCAGCGUGCUUGAAGGCUACAAUGCGCAGCCCUCUGGUCCCGGGAUGGUUGAGGCACACGAGUGGAGCUUGAACCGGCGAAAGAAGAUCCAAGGCCUCGUCGAGAAGAUGUGGGAGGUGCUCGGGGACUGGAAAGAUUACAGUUGGAGCAGUCCUGAGCCUGGGUUCGUGAAUACACGGAGGAAAGAGGACAAGGGCGUUGUGCCAAAGAACGAUAGCAUCUUUGAAAAAUACUUCAAGAGGCAGGGACUUCCGAACUGA
Neoarthrinium moseri is the source of this 1215-nucleotide messenger RNA. RefSeq lists its product as uncharacterized. The transcript has a single exon. Lineage: Eukaryota; Fungi; Ascomycota; Sordariomycetes; Amphisphaeriales; Apiosporaceae. The record is from RefSeq and is a predicted model, not a curated record. Gene Ontology annotation, molecular function: D-arabinose 1-dehydrogenase [NAD(P)+] activity. The coding region runs from base 1 to 1215 and encodes 404 amino acids. Gene Ontology annotation, biological process: dehydro-D-arabinono-1,4-lactone biosynthetic process. Gene Ontology annotation, cellular component: cytosol.